Messenger RNA from Impatiens glandulifera, 1169 nucleotides. Its product is annotated as RPM1-interacting protein 4-like. NCBI's taxonomy places the organism in Eukaryota, Viridiplantae, Streptophyta, Magnoliopsida, Ericales, Balsaminaceae. The transcript is spliced from 4 exons. The coding region runs from base 124 to 855 and encodes 243 amino acids. The record is from RefSeq and is a predicted model, not a curated record.
GACUACUCCCUCUUCCUCAUUUCGCUCUUCUUCUUCUUCUUCUUCAGACAUUUUCGGAAAGAAGGAUAUUCAAAGUUUCGUUCUUUGUUACUCUACUUCCAGAUCUUGCUUUAAGGGUUCUAAAUGACGCAGUCAAGAACACCUGAAUUUGGUAAAUGGGAUGAUGAAGAUGUCCCUUAUUCACAAGUCUUUGAUAAAGCUAGAAAGAAUAGAGCUGAUAAGAAGUCAACUCAAGACAACCCUUAUGACAGUUUGGGUAAGUCUCCAAAACAUGAGACUCGAAAGCCUCUGGAUGGACGUAGCCCUAGACACGAACGUCGAAUUAGUAGAGAAGAAAUUGAUCUUAAGAGAUUAACAGAUUCUCCCUUAAUGCCAUUGCCAACUAGCUCUCCUUAUCAUCAUCGUCAUGGUACAACGAGUUCUAGCGAAACACCCAAACGAACUGGAAAGCAAAGUGUGGGAUCUGAUCGUGGUUUUGAUCAUUCACCGUUACACCCACAACAAAAUCAGACAAGGGUUAGUGGUACUGUAAUAGGGAGUGGAGUUUCAUCUGAAGGAAGCCAUUCAUUGACUGCUCCCUCCACUCCUGGAAGAUCUCGACUAAGACAGAUUCCAAUAAGCGAAGACACUUCUGAUCAAAGUGCUGUUCCUAGAUUUGGUGAUUGGGAUGAAACUGACCCGACAGCAGCUGAAGGGUUUACUGAAGUAUUCGACAGGGUUAGACAAGAGAGGCAGAAUGUGGAAGGGGGAGUGCCUACCACAAGAAAUGAGUUUUCUAGGUCAUAUGGUCACCAGCAACCUGUCAACCAGAAUUCCAAGAAAUGUUGUCGUUGCUUUCCAUGGGGCGGGAUGUGAUAAUGCAGAUAUGAGAGUUCAUCAGAUGAACAUUCUGUUGGUAUGGAAGGUAUAUUUAGCUUAAGAACUACAACAUUUAUGUGUAUAGAAAUCGAUUUCCCUCUUCUUAUAAUUCAUCUUCGAGUUUGUAUUUGUAUCAUCCUUUCCUUUACACCUUCAUUCUCUCUAAGGGGCAUGGAAUGUCUUUCUUUUCUUUUUUUUCCUCUUUGGUCUUCUUAAUUGCAGUGAUGAACUCUCUAGUUGUCCAUUUUUGUUCUGUAGAUUUGAUUUUUGAUAAGUGAAAGUUUGUAUUAACAAAGUUAUAGUGACCUAAA